Messenger RNA from Capra hircus (goat), 3056 nucleotides. RefSeq names its product signal peptide peptidase like 2B (gene SPPL2B). Bases 22 to 2358 code for a protein of 778 amino acids. Gene Ontology annotation, molecular function: aspartic endopeptidase activity, intramembrane cleaving. The transcript is spliced from 14 exons. Gene Ontology annotation, biological process: membrane protein proteolysis. Lineage: Eukaryota; Metazoa; Chordata; Mammalia; Artiodactyla; Bovidae. Gene Ontology annotation, cellular component: cytoplasmic side of endoplasmic reticulum membrane; Golgi-associated vesicle membrane; lysosomal membrane. The record is from RefSeq and is a predicted model, not a curated record.
CUGUGGCGGGGACUGGGCGACAUGGCGGCGGCGGCGGCGGCGGCAGCGGCGGCGGCGGCGCUGGCGCGGCUCGCAGCGGCCUUCCUUCUCCUCGCGGCCCAGGUGGCCUGUGAGUACGGCAUGGUGCACGUGGUGUCUGAGACCGGUGGCCCCAGAGGCAGAGACUACUGCGUCCUCUACAACCCACAGUGGGCCCACCUGCCGCACGACCUCAGCAAGGCGUCUCUCCUGCAGGUGCGGGACUGGACGAGCUCCGUGCUCUGCUCUCCUGCCGACCUCCCCCCCAAAGGCUUCAGCAACCAAAUCCCACUGGUGGCACGGGGGAACUGCACCUUCUAUGAGAAAGUGCGGCUGGCCCAGGGCAGCGGGGCCCGAGGGCUGCUCAUCGUCAGCAAGGAGGCGCUGGUCCCCCCGGGAGGCAACAAGACUCAGUAUGAGGAGAUCGGCAUUCCCGUGGCCCUGCUCAGCUACCGAGACAUGCUGGACAUUUUCCAGACUUUCGGCCAGGCAGUGCGGGCGGCGCUGCACGCCCCCAAGGAGCCCAUGCUGGACUACAACAUGGUCAUCAUCUUCCUCAUGGCUGUGGGAACCGUCGCGCUCGGGGGCUAUUGGGCCGGGAGCCGGGAUGUCAGGAAGAGAUACAUGAAGCACAAGCGGGAUGACGGGCCCGAGAAGCAGGAGGACGAGGCUGUGGACGUGACGCCCGUCAUGAUCUGCGUCUUCGUGGUCAUGUGCUGCUCCAUGCUGGUGCUGCUCUACUUCUUCUACGACCAGCUCGUCUACGUCAUCAUCGGCAUCUUCUGCCUGGCCUCCUCCACCGGCCUCUACAGCUGCUUGUCACCGCUCGUGCAGAGGCUGCCGUUCUGCAAGUGCAGGGUCCCUGACAACAGCCUGCCCUAUUUCCACAAGCGCCCUCAGGUCCGCACACUGCUCCUGGCGCUGCUGUGUGCGGCUGUCAGCGUGGUGUGGGGCAUCUUCCGGAAUGAGGACCAGUGGGCUUGGAUCCUCCAGGACGCGCUGGGCAUCGCCUUCUGCCUCUAUACCUUGAAGACCAUCCGCCUCCCCACGUUCAAGGCCUGUACACUGCUGCUGAUGGUGCUGUUCAUCUACGACGUCUUCUUCGUGUUCAUCACGCCCUUCCUGACCAAGAGCGGGAACAGCAUUAUGGUGGAGGUGGCAACCGGGCCUUCGGACUCAGCCACCCAUGAGAAGCUGCCCAUGGUGCUGAAGGUACCCAGACUGAACGCCUCACCGCUGGCUCUGUGUGACCGCCCCUUCUCCCUCCUGGGCUUCGGGGACAUCCUGGUCCCAGGGCUGCUCGUGGCCUACUGCCACCGCUUCGACAUCCAGGUGCAGUCCUCCAGGGUCUACUUCGUGGCCUGCACCAUCGAAGGACCUACCUCAGUCGCCCUGGGCACCCGCCCCCACCGACGGCCCGCAGCAGCCCCAUGCGGACCCCGACGCCGCCCCUGCCCCCGUCCCAGGCCGGCAAACUCCUGGCGAAGACGCGGUCCCAACCCCUCCGCCGGUGGAGCAGACUCCAGAACAGUCUGCGCCCGAGGAGAAGCUCGGGGCAGAUGCGCCCCCCCAGGAACCCGAACGCCUCGCUGCCCCACCCGGCCCCUCGGCCUAGGGGAGGGCGCAGACUCGGCGCCGCGUCCCGGACUGGACCCGCGCGGCCCCCAACUUGGUGCUCUGGUCUGGCCGAUGCGCACGUCCUCCUCCAGCCCUCCGGCCGCACCCUGGCCCCCAGCCCUACUCCGAGCUCGUGUAGCCGCGAAGCCCCCGGCCGGUAGAGGCCACCCCCGCGCGCGGUCCGCUUCCUGCGCGGUGGUGUCCUGGGGAGGGCAGAGCGGCACCUCCGCCGGUGGCCUCGGACACGCCCAGUUUGGUGCUUACCCUGCUGCUGCUUCCCCGGGGGCGGGGGCGGGGCGGGAGAGGGAGAGGGAGGGGCUCUUGUCCGCAGGGCCUCUGGGGCUUGGACUGGAGCUGUCACCGGUUCGGUGGGGUUGGGGCCCCGCGGUGAGCGCCCAGCGCCUGUGCUCCAACUCCUCCAAUUUUAAUAAAUGGCCACGACUUUUUGAGAUCUUGGUAGUGUUGCCUGUUGGGGUGCGAGCCCCUCGGAGUGCUCCUCCGGAGCACGGGGGUGGCUGGCGCCAGGCCGGUGGCUCCAUUUUGCCUUUCCGCUUGGAGGAACUCUGUCCCCACCUUCGCCGCGGUCACCUGCACGCUCAGCACCCCAUCAGUGCACGCACCUGGGCCUCCAGCUACCGCGGGCGGGCGAAGAGCUUCCGGAAUGUGGGAGGGGGGGCUCUGGAACUGGCUUACGUCUUCUACCUCACAGACAGGGUUCUCUGAACCUCAGGACGGAGAUGCGGCCGCCCCCACGUCGGGCUGGCAGGGAGCCACCGCCCGGACAGGCCCCGGGGGCUGUGACCGCCAGGGCCCCGGCCUACUCCUCCACGUCCACGACGAGAGGCGAGGCCCAGACCCUUGGACCCCACGCCGGCUCCGCGUCCCUCCCGUCCCGCCGCUCUGCUGCAGACCGGCGGGGGCCAAACCAUGAUCCAUUCCAAACGAUACCAGCGCCAGACUCAUGUCUCAGCCACGCCUCCGAGGAAGAAACCAUGUUUGUUUAUGAAAACAAAACAUAAAACCCAGAAGACGUCUUCCACCUGUUUCUGUGUUUCCUAAAAAGAACAGGUGACCCCGCGGUUGGGUGGGGUGGCGCAGCUGGACCUGACCCGCCCCACCCCACGGGAGCCCCUGGCCUUGGAGGCGGGACGGGGAGGCAGCCACGGGACGGAGGGGAGGGGAGGGGAGGGAGGGUCCGAGGGGACCCCGUCCUUCCCCAGAGGACCACGCCUUCCUGUAAGCCAUUUUGUAUGUCGUCAAUGUUCGAACGCGGGUGGAAUUUCUCUUUUUCUGUUUUUGUUUCUGAAGUUUGACAAAUGUCAAGGAAUUCAAAGAGGGAUAUUAGUUCCUGAAGUUUCCGUUUGCAGUUUCUGCCUUGCUUCUGUUUGAAUCUUGUAAUUAAACACAGCUUUUGAUAUUUA